AAAAGAAAAAGAACAGAUAAUUUGAUAAGGUGCAAAGUAGAUACAUAAUAGGAUAUUCCUGGUCUUAAGGUUUCUUUUCUCGGUAUUCCUUUCAAUUUCGACUUUUUUUUCAGUCUUUCCAGUCACCUACUACCCGUUUACUUCAGCCCAUGGGCAACUGUUGCUCCGACGUCGCCGGCGGAAAAAUGGCCGUCGGCGGCACCGCCUCCGACCACCUCAACUCGGCCAACGGUCCCAACGACGCCGUCGAUAACUUCCUCAGGUCUCGCGGUUAUAACGGCCUCUUCUCUCAGAUCGAGUUGUCGUUUUCUGCUUCUGGCUUGCGUGACCGGGAUUUAGUAUCCAAGAGUGAUCCAAUGCUGGUUCUUUAUGAAAGAGGAAAAAAUGGAGCACUGAAGGAACUUGGCCGGACAGAAGUAGUUCUGAAUUCAUUAAAUCCUCAAUGGAUUACUAAACACACGCUCACUUAUCAUUUUGAGACUGUUCAGGAUUUAGUGUUUCGUGUGUAUGAUGUUGAUACUCAAUUUCACAAUGCAAGUGUAAAGAUGCUUAAGCUAGAAGAGCAGGAACAUCUAGGUGAGGCAACCUGUGCAUUAUCUCAGGUAAUUACAAAGUUUGAUCGAUCAAUGACAUUAGAUUUACACUCAGAAGAUUUUACCAGAUCUACCCAGUCUCGAAACUGUGGAAAGCUCUUGGUGCAUGCUGAGGAAUGUGUUAACUCAAAGACAACAGUAGAAAUGACACUCAGGUGUUGUGAUUUGGAACAUAGGGAUCUCUUCUCAAGAAGUGUAUGUGAUCCCUUUCUAUUGAUAUCAAAAGUUGUGGAAGGUGGUAGUCAUAUUCCAAUUUGCAAAACCGAAGUUAUAAAGAAUGAUCUCAACCCAAUAUGGAAGCCAGUGUUCUUGAAUAUUCAACAAAUAGGAAGCAAGGAAAGUCCUUUGAUAAUGGAGUGCUAUAAUUUUAACAGCAAUGGGAAACAUGAUUUGAUGGGAAAAGUGCAGAUGUCUUUGAUGGAGCUGGAGAAGCUUUAUUCCAGUGGCCAAGGAGGAAAUUUAUAUUUGUCUGCUGCUGCUGGUCAUAAUUCUCAUAACAAGAUGUUAAAGGGCCGGUUAUACGUGGACAAAUAUGCUGAAAGUGUUCAAUAUUCUUUCUUGGAUUACUUGGCUGGGGGGUUUGAAUUGAACUUCAUGGUGGCUGUUGAUUUUACAGCUUCAAAUGGAAAUCCACGCCUUCCAGAUUCUUUGCAUUAUAUCGAUCCUUCAGGACGGCCAAAUGCAUACCAGAGGGCAAUUUCAGAGGUCGGGGAGGUCUUACAGUAUUAUGAUUCAGACAAGCGAUUUCCGACAUGGGGAUUUGGAGCACGACCAAUUGACGGUCCUGUCUCCCAUUGUUUCAACUUGAAUGGAAGCAGCCAUUACUGUGAGGUGGAAGGCAUCCAAGGAAUCAUGAAGGCAUACACAAGUGCCCUGCUUAACGUUUCUCUUGCAGGACCAACUCUUUUUGGACCUGUCAUAAGCAAUGCUGCAAGGAUUGCCAGCCAAUCUGUAGCAAAUGGCGGAAGAAAGUACUUUGUCUUGUUAAUCAUCACCGAUGGAGUAGUGACAGAUCUCCAAGAAACAAAAGAUGCUCUCGUUAAAGCAUCGGAUCUACCAUUAUCAAUCCUUAUUGUUGGUGUUGGAGGAGCCGAUUUCAAAGAAAUGGAGAUUUUAGAUGCGGACAAAGGAGAGAGGCUUGAAAAUUCAUCUGGUCGCCUUGCUUCACGUGAUAUAGUCCAGUUUGUUCCAUUUCGUGACGUUCAAAGUGGAGAAAUUUCAGUAGUUCAAGCACUUCUAGCUGAAUUACCUACUCAAUUUUUAACUUACGUGCGGAGCAGAAGUAUCCAACCGACUGUUUAGUAAUGUAAAGUCUGUACAUUUACAAAAUUUCUAUUCAUUGAUAUUGUGGAAUUUCCACGCUGUUCCAUUUUCGGUAUCUUCAAUCGGAAAAAGGGCUUAAAGGGCAGAUAACUCGUCCUUUGUUCUAAUUGUUGAUGUUGAUUAACGUGUCAAGAUGAGUUCACCAGUGUCCCAUCCAGCCACAUAGUUGGAAUUUCAUUUUCUUCCAUGUUUUUGGGGGGCUUUUCGGGUUAAUUCGGCCCCCAAAAAAUCUACUCUUGUACAGUGUAACUCAAAUUUCUCAUUAUAUGUUCUAAGCAUAUUAAAUAUAUUUAUUUUUGAA
This is a messenger RNA of Vigna angularis (adzuki bean), 2217 nucleotides long. Its product is annotated as protein BONZAI 1-like. The record is from RefSeq and is a predicted model, not a curated record. NCBI's taxonomy places the organism in Eukaryota, Viridiplantae, Streptophyta, Magnoliopsida, Fabales, Fabaceae. Gene Ontology annotation, molecular function: calcium-dependent phospholipid binding. Gene Ontology annotation, biological process: cellular response to calcium ion. Gene Ontology annotation, cellular component: plasma membrane. The coding region runs from base 150 to 1895 and encodes 581 amino acids. The transcript has 16 exons.